ACUAUUCUCAUAAACUCUCACUAAAAACUUAACUUAAUUAAUUUAAAUCACCAUCAUGUUUCUGCUUCUUCUUAUCAAGAUUUUGAUAUUCGUAUUGCUAAUUUGCAUCCUCAAAUUUAUCCACUCAGUCAUAUGGGUCCCCUUAAGAAUUCAAUAUCAUUUCAAGAAGCAAGGCGUCAGAGGCCCUACCUACCGUCUGAUCUUCGGAAACUCAGCAGAGAUCCGCCGUUUAUACGCCGAGGGAAAAUCGAAGUCAACGUCUUCGUCGUCGUUCAAUCAUGAUGUGGUCGAUCGUGUACUUCCAUUUUACUACAAAUGGUCGAGCAUGUAUGGGAAGACAUUUGUUUACUGGUUUGGUUGGAGGCCGAGGCUGGCUUUGUUCGAACCGGACAUGAUUAAGGAUGUCUUAAUGAACUCAGGUGGCUCUUUUCGUCGAGUAACGCAGAACCCUCAAGCUAAGUUGCUGUUUGGUGAAGGACUAUUGGGGCUUGACGGUGCCAAAUGGGCCCUUCACCGAAGAAUUGCGAACCAGGCUUUUAAUAUGGAGCGGGUUAAGGCUUGGGUGCCAGUGAUUGUGACUAGCACGAUGAAGACGAUAAGGAAAUGGGAAGAAAUAAUGGGAGACAGAGAUGAGUUCGAGAUGGAAGUGAAUAAAGAACUUCACGAACUAUCAGCAGAUGUUAUAUCAAGAACUGCAUUUGGUAGCAAUUUUGAACAAGGCAAAAAUAUAUUUUCCUUACAAGAACAACAAAUGAACCUUUUUUCUCAGGCUGUUAGAAGUAUCUACAUUCCUGGCUUUAGGUUUUUGCCUACUAAGAAGAACAGAGAAAGGUGGAGACUAAACGAGGAAACUCGUGAAGCUAUAAGGACUUUGAUAAGAGCUAACACUAGAGAAAAAGAAAAUUCAAGAAACCUACUCAGUUUGCUAAUGUCUUCCUAUAAAAAUCAAGACGGGGAAGAAGAAAGAUUAUCGGAAGAGGAUAUUAUAGAUGAAUGCAAAACAUUUUACUUUGCUGGAAAAGAAACUACUGCUAGUCUCUUGACUUGGGCACUUCUCCUUUUGGCAUUACAUCAAGAAUGGCAAGACAAGGCACGCGAAGAAGUUUCUAGAAUCUUCGGAAGGAACGAAUUCCCACUUGCAGAAAACCUGAGUGAGCUUAAGAUUGUGAGCUUGAUAAUCAAUGAAACUCUUCGGCUCUAUCCACCAGCUGUGAUGUUAAUGAGGCAAGUAGGUAAUAAAAGGGUUAAGCUCGGAAAUCUUGAGAUUCCUGCAGGAACGCAGCUCUAUUUGCCAUUAAUGGCUAUACAACAUGAUCCUGAUAUAUGGGGAGAAGAUGCUAAUGAGUUCAAUCCCUUUAGAUUUAAAGAGUCUCAAAAUCGAAAGCACCUGGCAUUAUUUUUUCCUUUCGGGAUAGGCCCCAGAAUAUGUGCUGGUCAAAAUUUAGCCGUUGUUGAAGCCAAAAUUAUGUUAGCUAUGAUCAUCAGACAGUUUUGUUUCCGAUUAUCGCCAACGUAUGUUCAUGCUCCGAUGCUAUUCAUAAGCUUGAUGCCUCAACACGGUGCGCAAAUCAUCUUUAGCAGAAUUUCAACUUGAAGUUUACUUACUGUGAAAACAUUUUUUUGUUAAUUAAAAAAGAACUCAAUAAUUGUAAGGAAUCUUGUAUUAUUAAAUAAUUUAUCGAAGUUCUCAUGGUUAGGUA
Molecule: messenger RNA, 1700 nt
Organism: Mercurialis annua (annual mercury)
Lineage: Eukaryota; Viridiplantae; Streptophyta; Magnoliopsida; Malpighiales; Euphorbiaceae
Product: cytochrome P450 734A1-like
Exons: 4
Coding region: 56-1594 (512 amino acids)
Molecular function (GO): monooxygenase activity; oxidoreductase activity, acting on paired donors, with incorporation or reduction of molecular oxygen; heme binding
Source: RefSeq, a predicted model, not a curated record